AUGCCUCCUUUCAAAGCUCCCGUGAAAGACGUUCUUGCAACAGCGUCUAUACUUCCGUAUAAGCAGUUUGUUCUCUUUGGAGACUCUAUUACCCAGGGUGCCUUUGAUCAGUCGAGAGGAUUCGCGCUUGCUGCACAGUUGGCCCAUGACUAUAUGCGCCGCUUGGAUGUUGUGAACCGUGGUUUAAACGGAUAUCAGACAGAGCAAGGUCUAGCCAUUAUCGAUUAUGUCUUCCCCUCCCCAGCUAACUCACCGAAGAUUGAGUACCUGUCCCUCUUCUUUGGCGCCAAUGACUCCGCCUUCGACGACGGCGCUAGCAAGCAGCUCGUCUCGAUAGAUAGAUACCGCGAGAACCUCGUAUCUAUCCUCUCCCAUCCAUCGGUCCUUGCACACAACCCGAGGAUCAUCCUUGUCACUACACCACCCGUGGACGAGUACCAGCGCCCAGAAGUAACACGCGCUGAUGGAACGGUAGACAGGGGCCGAUGUGCUGAAACCUCGAGAGCGUAUGCCCAAGUAGGAAAGGAAGUCGGCGAGGACCUUAUCGCGAAAGGGAGGCCGGUGGUCGUCUGCGAUCUCUGGACUGCGAUGAUGGCGCGUGCGGGAUGGACCGGCGAAGGAGUGCUCGCCGGCAGUCUGAAGACAGGCAAGAACCCAGCUUUGGCUGAGAUGCUUUACGACGGCCUCCACUUCAACCCUGCUGGGUAUAAAGUCCUGUACGAAGAGAUGUGCAAGGCGAUGGCGAAAGCCUGGCCAGACAGCGACCCAGAGAGCAUAGAGAAACAUUUCCCAGAACAUGCCGCCUGGUUUUAGGGUGCGGCGGAUAACAGGACGCUAGCUGAAAAGCAAUUGCAGUAGUCUACGGGAGGUGAAGGGCGAGAGCCGGAUGCAAGGGCGGUGGCGACCUGAAAGUGGCCUUGCAAAUCGCAAAGGGCGACGAUGGGGGGGGGGACAGGAGGAGCGGAGGAUAACGGAAAGCACGCGGCCUAACCCAAUCUGUAAUCCUG
Pseudogymnoascus verrucosus is the source of this 1007-nucleotide messenger RNA. RefSeq lists its product as uncharacterized. Bases 1 to 813 code for a protein of 270 amino acids. The record is from RefSeq and is a predicted model, not a curated record. NCBI's taxonomy places the organism in Eukaryota, Fungi, Ascomycota, Leotiomycetes, Thelebolales, Thelebolaceae. The transcript has 6 exons.